CGAUUUUCGUCCGCACAACAAGAUAACGGUGUUGUUGGAGAUCCGAUCGUAGACUGUGCUGAUAGUCACUUUGAGGUACGAUUCGAGACUAGGAACCCGUUUCGAGGCCUUGUGUUUGUGCAAGAUCGUUUAGAAGAUCCUCGCUGUCGUAGCCCUCCUGUAAUCCCUGGAGGACGACAGAAUGCUAGCCUCCGCCUGGCAUUCAAGGAUUGCGGUGUGGAACGAAGAAUAUCGGUAACUGUGGAUAGAAUCUAUAGAGUACAAUGCUUCUAUAUGGAAAUGGAAAGGCGCUUGGAGAAAGAAGUUAUCAUAAAUAUGCCACCUCCAACUAUGCACACAAAACAAGUUCCUAUGCCUGUAUGCAAGUAUGAAGUUCUUGAUGGUUCUCCUACUGGACCACCAGUGUAUUAUGCUACUGUUGGACAGAUGGAGGAUACAUUUUGCAUGAUCGUGCACUCUUGCUUUGUUGAUGAUGGAAACGGUGAACGAGUGCAACUUAUAAAUGAAAAAGGCUGUGCCCUUGAUAAGUAUCUGCUGACAAAUCUAGAAUAUCCCGGGGAUUUGAUCGCUGGGAGGGAGGCUCACGUAUACAAGUAUGCUGAUCGCGACAACAUGUAUUUUGACUGUCAAAUCACACUCAGAAUCAAGGAACCUGGAGUAGAAUAUUGCGAGGUUCCUUCCUGUCCUGAUCCACCACGUCGCCGUCGUUCACAUCAAAACUUGCUCACCUCUACGACAAACCCGGAACUAGAAGGUAAAAGGCCUAUCCACACCAAAAAGACGAUAAAGUAGUC
Molecule: messenger RNA, 794 nt
Organism: Strongylus vulgaris
Lineage: Eukaryota; Metazoa; Nematoda; Chromadorea; Rhabditida; Strongylidae
Source: the annotation of a GenBank genome assembly